Molecule: messenger RNA, 921 nt
Organism: Zymoseptoria tritici IPO323
Lineage: Eukaryota; Fungi; Ascomycota; Dothideomycetes; Mycosphaerellales; Mycosphaerellaceae
Exons: 1
Coding region: 1-921 (306 amino acids)
Source: RefSeq, a predicted model, not a curated record
AUGAACGACGACCGGUAUUCCCGGCAUGGCGACGGCAACUACAGACAAGGGUACCCUCCCUCGGUGCCGGCGUCUCGAGCUGGAGGACGACACCACGACGCGUCGCAACCGUAUUUCGAACCACCUCCGAUCGCAGGGUACGACGAUGGAGACUACGUGCCGCCACGCGAAGUGCACGAUCACUAUGGAGUUGAUCCGUAUGCUCAAUCGGGCGCCCGCCCUCAGACGACGGAGAUGGCGGCAUACGACGACGAGAUAGCGGAAGCAGGCUAUCGGCGAGGAUACGAGGAUACACGGGCGUACACCCAUCUUCCGCCGCCGCCGUCCGAUCAUGAGCUAGGAAGAAGGCCUCGUCGGCAUCGAAGCGUCGAGGGCAGUAGCCGUUACGACGAUAGAAGCGAAUACUCAGAUGAUGAUAGCUAUGCUGAUAGCAGAAGCCGAGAUCGAGGCGGCAGACGGAGAUACAGCGAUGAAGAGCGUACAAUGGACAGGAGAUCGCGCUCUCGUUCUGAACCCAGAAGAGGAGGCCGCGAAGCCUUUGGAGGAUUGUCUGAAAGUGAAGUCGGCCUUGGCGCGAAGCUCGUCGGCGGCGGCGCUGGUGCUUUGCUGGGUCGCAAACUGGGAAAGAAAUCUGCACUCAGUACCGUGGCUGGAGCUGUGGUCGGUUCCAUUGCGGCGACUGCUAUCGAGAAGCAGAUCGAGCAGAGGAGAGGAGAUCAGGCCCGAGGACACCGCGUUCGAGGCGACGAGGAGAGAGACGGCGAAAGAACAAGGCCACGAUCGCGAUCACGAUCAGGGUUCCGAGAGCGUCUGCGUUCGUUGAGUCGUCGAGGCGCCAGGAGUCUCAGCGCUGGUCCAAGGCGAACACGUCGUAGUGACAGCUUCUCCUCUGAGGAGUCGUUCCGGCGUCCGAGAUAUUGA